Pangasianodon hypophthalmus (striped catfish) is the source of this 2270-nucleotide messenger RNA. It is a transcript of the gene ralba, whose product is annotated as v-ral simian leukemia viral oncogene homolog Ba (ras related). The transcript has 5 exons. The record is from RefSeq and is a predicted model, not a curated record. The coding region runs from base 207 to 830 and encodes 207 amino acids. Gene Ontology annotation, molecular function: GDP binding; GTP binding; GTPase activity. Lineage: Eukaryota; Metazoa; Chordata; Actinopteri; Siluriformes; Pangasiidae. Gene Ontology annotation, cellular component: plasma membrane. Gene Ontology annotation, biological process: Ras protein signal transduction.
GUUGAAUUCGGGCUCUUCCCCGAGCUGGAGGGUGGGGUCGGGGUAUCAGGGGUAGCAGCUUUCUCUGAUACUGAAAGCGAGCUGUGUGCUACUGAACAAAUUAAUGCAUGUAAAAAAGAUAACACUACGACAGUGGAGAGGAUCCAGACAGCGUGUGGUAGAAUCAGAUCAAGUGUGCGUGCAGUAGCUGAGAGAGGCAUUCAGACAUGGCGGCCAACAAGGGGAAAAGUCAGAGCUCCUUGGCAUUGCACAAGGUCAUCAUGGUGGGCAGCGGUGGUGUAGGCAAGUCAGCCCUUACACUCCAGUUUAUGUAUGAUGAGUUUGUUGAAGACUAUGAGCCCACGAAAGCGGACAGUUACAGAAAAAAGGUUGUGCUGGACGGGGAGGAGGUACAGAUCGAUAUUUUGGACACAGCUGGACAGGAAGACUACGCAGCCAUCCGAGACAACUAUUUCCGCAGUGGAGAGGGUUUUCUGCUUGUGUUCUCCAUAACUGAGCAAGAGUCUUUCACAGCCACAGCAGAGUUCAGGGAACAGAUCCUGCGUGUUAAAGCUGAGGAGGAUAAGAUUCCACUGCUGCUGGUGGGGAAUAAGUCUGAUUUGGAGGAGCGCAGGCAGGUGUCUGUGGAUGAUGCCAGAGCGAAGGCAGAGGAGUGGAGUGUACAGUAUGUGGAGACUUCUGCUAAAACACGUGCCAACGUAGAUAAGGUAUUUUUUGACCUCAUGAGGGAAGUGCGAGCCAAGAAGAUGUCAGAAAAUAAGGACAAAAAUGGAAAAGGAAAGAACAAGAAGAACAAGAAGAGCUUCAAGGAACGGUGCUGUUUACUUUGAACUCCACAUGGACUUUCCAUAAACAAAUCUUUCUACUCUAAGGAACAUUUCAAUUUUUCUUUAUUACAAUCAAACCAUAAUUAGUGGCAGGUCAUCACCAUCAAGGCUUUUCAUAUUUCCUUUCUCCAUGUAAACUAUUAUUUUUCAAUGUUUGAUGACCAGUGGCUACUUUGUGAGACUUUCUGUAGCACUUUAGGACUAACAUGGAGGUGACCAACCUGUGCCCAACACUAAGCUUUUUUUUAUCUUGUGUAAUUUAUCUUAAGUUCACAACUGGUUUUCAGCCUCUUCCUAGGUAAUUAAGAUUUUUCUUUUUAUACAGCCUCAUUUGUGGCUAUGCAUUAAUAGUUCUGUUUUUUUAGUCAGAAAUAUAUUUUUAUCCCUCUGCCACUACGUGGUGGAGGCAUUAUGUUUUUGGGUCUUUCCAUCCGUAUUCUGUCAUGCUUGUUAGAAGUAUAUUUUAAGGGUAUUUCGGGUAUACAAAUUAGGAACAAGAAGGAUUCGACUUGUUGGCAGUGGAGGUAUCCCCAUCGACAUUUUUCCUCAGAUUAAAGGAAAUUGCCAGUGCUUUUACAACACCCAAAUGUUUGCAUUUCCUGCCCCCUGUUUUGAAAAUGUACACCUAAGGACAGUAUGUUAGGGAGCGUAAAUAUUUUAAACUUGGUAUACACAGAUGAGACUACUGAUGUGUGGUAGAAAAACUUUACUUCAUGAUGUCUGGCUGGCUAGAAGUCGAUAUGGUGUUAUGGUACCAAAAUGCUGUGGAUUCCUAAUGCCUGAUUCCAAUUCAGUCAAAUCGCCAUUGACACAGUUUGUGGAGGUAAAUACAAGACCGUUAAAUGCUGUCACACUCAACAACAUUUCUUUCCUGUGUAAACAGAAGUUAUGAAACUUGGGCUAAACUAAGGGCUUGAAAUGAUGCUGAGAUAUUGCUCAACUUGAAAUGAUGCUGAGAUAUUGCUCAACUUUUCUGGCCUUAAAUAGGCCAAGUUUUGGCAUAGGAGAAUCUACACUGCCUCCCACUGGUUGACGUAAAUACUUCACAGCCAAGAGAGGCACAUCACAUGGAUGGAUACUGCUAGGAACUUAUAGCCUUGAUGUGUCUUGAAGUUUAACUGAGAUAUUUUUGUAGAAAGUAUGAUGCCUUUUCCACCAUCGGACCCCACUAGGAUAAAUGUGCCAUAAGUAUUUGUGCCAACCUAAUAUUAUAAGUAUAGCAAUGACUUCUGACUGAACUUAUUUGUGUGGCUUGUUUAAUUUAGUAUUCUGCUACACACACUGAGUGCUACAGGUCCACCAAUGAUAUUGCUGAAAUUGAUGUUUUAUAUCACAUUAUAGGUUCUGGCCUUUCAGAAAUGGGCUGCAAUUUUUAUGAUUGUUUCCACUGGAUGAUAAUCAGGAUAAUUCAAAGUAUGUUGCCAAAUAAACACUUUUGUUGUA